Messenger RNA from Penicillium brevicompactum, 1668 nucleotides. It is a transcript of the gene pgmA, whose product is annotated as phosphoglucomutase PGM2. Gene Ontology annotation, molecular function: phosphoglucomutase activity; magnesium ion binding. NCBI's taxonomy places the organism in Eukaryota, Fungi, Ascomycota, Eurotiomycetes, Eurotiales, Aspergillaceae. Gene Ontology annotation, biological process: carbohydrate metabolic process. The coding region runs from base 1 to 1668 and encodes 555 amino acids. The transcript has 3 exons. The record is from RefSeq and is a predicted model, not a curated record. Gene Ontology annotation, cellular component: cytosol.
AUGUCCGUCCAGACGGUCUCCAUCACCCCUUUCACCGACCAGAAGCCUGGAACCUCCGGCCUCCGCAAGAAGGUCAAGGUCUUUGAGCAGGCUCACUACUCCGAGUCCUUCAUCACCAGCAUUCUCUUGUCUAUCCCCGAGGGUGUUGAGAACUCUUUCCUCGUCAUUGGUGGCGAUGGCCGUUACUACAACCCGGAGGUCAUUUCCAAGAUCGCCAAGAUCAGUGCCGCCUAUGGCGUUAAGAAGCUGCUGGUCGGCCAGAAUGGCAUUAUGAGUACCCCGGCUGCUAGCAACCUGAUCCGCGUGAGAAAGGCUACUGGUGGUAUCCUCCUGACUGCUAGUCACAACCCCGGUGGUCCUGAGAACGACUUUGGUAUCAAGUACAACUUGGCCAACGGUGCUCCCGCCCCUGAGAGCGUCACCGACAAGAUCUUCGCCACCUCCAAGUCCCUGACCUCCUACAAGAUUGCCGACGUCCCAGAUGUCGACACCACCACCAUUGGCACCAAGAGCUACGGCCCCCUCGAGGUUGAGGUCGUGCACUCCACUGCUGACUACGUGACCAUGAUGAAGGAGAUCUUUGAUUUCGAUCUGAUCAAGGAGUUCCUGAGCUCCCACAAGGACUUCAAGGUGCUCUUCGAUGGCAUGCACGGUGUGACUGGUCCCUACGGCGUGGACAUCUUCGUCAAGGAACUCGGUCUGCCCGCCAGCAGCACCAUGAACUGCCAGCCCAAGCCGGACUUUGGUGGCGGUCAUCCCGAUCCCAACCUGGUGUAUGCCCAUGAGCUCGUCGAGGCCGUUAACAACAACGGUGUGCACUUCGGUGCCGCCAGCGAUGGCGACGGUGACCGUAACAUGAUCUACGGUGCCAACACAUUUGUCUCCCCCGGCGACAGCUUGGCCAUCAUUGCCCACCAUGCCAAGCUCAUCCCCUACUUCCAGAAGCAAGGUGUCUACGGACUGGCUCGUUCUAUGCCCACUUCUGGUGCUGUUGACCGCGUGGCCAAGGCCCAGGGCCUGCAGAGCUACGAGGUCCCCACCGGCUGGAAGUUCUUCUGCAACCUCUUCGAUGAGAAGAAGAUGUCUAUCUGUGGCGAGGAGAGCUUCGGAACUGGUAGCAACCACAUCCGUGAGAAGGACGGUCUGUGGGCUGUUGUCGCUUGGUUGAACAUCAUUGCUGGCGUCGCCAAGGAGAAGUCCAACGAGACCCCCAGCAUUGCUUCCAUUCAAAACGAGUUCUGGCAGACCUACGGCCGCACCUUCUUCACUCGCUACGACUACGAGAACGUCGACAGUGAGGGUGCUAACAAGGUCGUCGGUACUUUGUCCGACCUCGUCGCCAACCGUGACACCUUCAUCGGCUCCUCCAUCGGCUCUCGCAAGGUUGUUGACGCCGGUAACUUCUCUUACACCGAUUUGGACGGCAGCGUCUCCAAGAACCAGGGCUUGUAUGCCAAGUUCGACGACGGCAGCCGUAUGGUCGUUCGUCUGUCCGGCACCGGCAGCAGUGGCGCCACCAUCCGUCUCUACGUUGAGCGCUACGAGGCCGACAAGAGCAAGUUCGGUCUCAGUGCCCAGGAAUACUUGGCCGACAACAUCUCACUGGCUCUGUCCCUGCUCAAGUUCAAGGAGUACGUUGGUCGUGAGGAGCCCGAUGUCAAGACCUAA